AUGAAAUUGGCUUCAUUGUUGCAGGAAAAAGAGAAUUGGCAAUCAUGGAGGCAUAAGAAGAGGCAACGAUCAGUUACUUCCUCUAACAAGUUCUAUCUCAAGAUCAAUGAAGAUGAGAUUGCAAAUGACUGUCCGUUUCCAGCUUAUUAUAAAACCUCCAUCCCAGAGACAGAUGAGUACAUAAUAUUUGACAAUGAUAUGGAUGCUUAUAAUCCUGUUCAGCUUCCUCGAAGCAUGCUUCAUAACUGGUCUCUUUACAAUUCAGACUCAAGAUUGAUUUCCUUGGAGCUUCUGCCAAUGAAGCCAUGUGCUGAUAUUGAUGUGACCAUUUAUGGUUUGGGAAUUAUGACGGCUGAUGAUGGCAGCGGAUUUUGUCUUGAUGCUGACUCCCACCUUUCUUCUUCAAGUUCUUCUGGGGCACAGGAUGUGGACGGUAUCCCUACGUAUUUGAGUGCAAUAAAGGAGUGGAUGAUUGAGUUUGGAUCAUCAAUGGUCUUUAUUUCAAUUCGAACGGAUAAGGCCUGGUAUCGCCUGGAAAAGCCAUCAAAGCAGUACACUCCCUGGUAUGAGCCAGUUUUAAAAACAGUGAGGCUUGUAAUUAGCAUCAUUACAUUGUUGAAGGAGCAGAGCCGAGUAUCACGUCUCUCUUUUGCAGAUGUCAUUAAGAGUGUGUCUGAAUUCAACAACGAUCACCCCUCUUGCAUUUCUACCUGUCCGAUUGUUGUGGAGAGGUAUGUAGUAGUUCAUGGGCAGAUAAUACUGCAACAAUUUGCUGAGCAUCCUGAUCAUACUAUUAGGAAGUGUGCUUUUGUGAACGGUCUUUACUAG
Messenger RNA from Ilex paraguariensis (yerba mate), 828 nucleotides. The record is from the annotation of a GenBank genome assembly. NCBI's taxonomy places the organism in Eukaryota, Viridiplantae, Streptophyta, Magnoliopsida, Aquifoliales, Aquifoliaceae.